Messenger RNA from Morus notabilis, 1991 nucleotides. RefSeq names its product tRNA-specific 2-thiouridylase MnmA. NCBI's taxonomy places the organism in Eukaryota, Viridiplantae, Streptophyta, Magnoliopsida, Rosales, Moraceae. Gene Ontology annotation, molecular function: sulfurtransferase activity. Gene Ontology annotation, biological process: tRNA processing. The coding region runs from base 114 to 1724 and encodes 536 amino acids. The record is from RefSeq and is a predicted model, not a curated record. The transcript has 10 exons.
UCAAUAGUUACUCACUCUCAACAGAGCCUGGUUAUUCUUCCUAGAAUAUUGCCAUCGCCAUAGCCAAAAGCUUCUUAUCCACAGUUUCCAACACAGAGACCUUCGAUGCAAAUAUGGCCGCAAGACUCAGACUUACCAGAGUAAUGCCAAUACCUUCGUCUUCUCUUAUCAUUCAAUCUCGCUUCAUAUCUCUCCCUCUCAAACCACGAACUCGCCUCCCUCCAAAACCCCAUCUUCCGACCUCCAAAUCCCUCGUUUUCAGGCUCUUCUCCGUCUCCGCUGCUUCCGCGGUCUCGUCCUCGCACCAUUCGAAGAGCUUCGAUGGCGAUAUCGAGCCGUACUUGUCGUGUUCGAUGCCUCACAAACGCCUCAGAGUCGCCGUGCUUCUCAGCGGCGGCGUCGACAGCAGCGUCGCUCUGCGCCUCCUCCACGCCGCCGGCCACUCCUGUACCGCCUUUUACCUCAAGAUUUGGUUCCAAGAAGAUUUCGAGAACUUUUGGUCGGAGUGUCCAUGGGAAGAGGAUUUGAAGUAUGCCAAAGCUGUUUGUAGUCAGAUUGAAGUGCCACUUGAAGUUGUACAUUUGACUGAUGAGUAUUGGAAGAAUGUGGUAUCCUACAUUAUUGACGAGUAUCGCUGUGGCCGUACCCCUAAUCCAGAUGUUCUUUGCAAUACGAGAAUAAAGUUUGGUUCAUUUAUGGAUGCCAUCAGCAGUAUGGAGUUCGACUACGUUGCUUCUGGACAUUAUGCGAACGUUGUCCACUCAUUUACAAAUGAAAGGGGCGAUGCAUCUGUUUUGGAACUAUCACAAGACAUGGUGAAGGAUCAGACCUACUUCCUUUCACAUCUGUCUCAGGCCCAGCUUAAGCGAUUAGUUUUCCCACUUGGUUGUAUCUCAAAGGAAGAAGUUCGCAAGCUUGCCAAAAAAUUUGAUCUACCUAAUAAAGACAGAAAGGAUUCACAAGGGAUAUGCUUUCUCGGGAAGAUAAAGUUUAGUGAAUUUGUCGCUAGACACAUAGGUGAGAAGGAAGGUAUCAUUUUAGAAGCUGAAACAGGAGAUUUCUUGGGAAUGCAUCGGGGUUUUUGGUUCUAUACAAUUGGUCAACGUCAAGGUCUACGCCUUCCUGGAGGACCCUGGUAUGUGGUUGAGAAGGAUGUAAAAAACAAUGUAGUUUUUGCAUCAAGAAAUUACUUUUCCUUUGACAAAAGAAGACGAAUUUUCCGUGUUGGCUCCUUGAAAUGGCUAAAUGGUUUGCCUCCAGAUCAAACCUGUCAACUGCAGUGCAAGGUCAGACAUGGCCCUGGGUUUUACAAUUGUAGCUUUACUAUGGAAUCUGGAGAAAACAGUGGUGAAGAUGUUGCAGUUGUCCAGUUAUCCGAAGAUGAUCAAGGCCUGGCAGUAGGACAGUUUGCAGCCUUCUACCAGGGGAAGAGCUGCUUGGGCUCUGGCAUUAUAUUGGAGUCUUGGGAUGACCAAGGCUUUCCUGUAUGUGAAAAGGCUCUCGAGAUUGCGAAAAUGGAAGAUAAGUCGCUCCUUGGAAAACCAGUUAAGAUAAAAGUGAAGCCGGAGAGUCCCACAAUAGAGCCUGGUCAGAAAAGCAGUACAGAGCUGGACAGGGGACAGAGAAGUUCCCACAUUGCUGCUGCCAAACAAGGCAGGCAGGCAUUAUCCUUCCCAAUGAAGUGGCUCCAACGGUUGCGAGAGAAGUGGUUUCGGAUAUUCUGAGAGUGCAUAAAUAUAAGUAUAGUUAUACAGCCAUGGAAUGAUGGAAAAUUCUCGUAGGUGACAAUUAGAUAGGGACCUUUGGUCUUUUAAGUGUAUAGACUAUAGGUAUAGUAAUUAGUAAGUUCACAUUGCCUACAUUUCAUCAUAGAUGGGUUCAAUUUUUACCAAAUUUGCUGCAAGACUUCUUUGUAUCACUAAAUUAAGCCCCGAUUUUUGAAACCGGAAUACUUACCAAAUCCAAAUAUGCUUGAAUGAAUUUCUUCUAGU